Molecule: messenger RNA, 6805 nt
Organism: Salarias fasciatus (jewelled blenny)
Lineage: Eukaryota; Metazoa; Chordata; Actinopteri; Blenniiformes; Blenniidae
Gene: arhgef12a
Product: Rho guanine nucleotide exchange factor (GEF) 12a
Exons: 41
Coding region: 1375-5706 (1443 amino acids)
Biological process (GO): G protein-coupled receptor signaling pathway; intracellular signal transduction
Cellular component (GO): cytoplasm
Molecular function (GO): G protein-coupled receptor binding; guanyl-nucleotide exchange factor activity
Source: RefSeq, a predicted model, not a curated record
GGGCGUUGCUAGCGGCAGAAAGUGGGGUUUUUGCUAUCUUUCCACAAGUUAUAUUCCCGAGCGAACAGCGUCCUGCGUGGGGUGGGGAAAGGGAAAAACCUCGUUUGCUCUCCGUCUGAAGUUUUCCACCCUCUCCGGGGUGUUUAGUCGUUGUUCGCGGCAGAGUGGCUGAUACUUUCUGUCCCGUUAGCUGGCCGCGGAGCUAGCUGCUUUCCAUCCACGGGAAUUCUGCCGAGAAACGACUGAAUUCUGGAAACAUGGAGUCAAGGAGCGCCGCGCUGUGCUAACCGAGCCGCUCCGCUGGAUUCCCUCCCUCCCCCCCUCAAGGAGACUUUUUUUUGUGAAGGACAUAACGCGGAGACACAUCACAAGCCUGUCAACAUUCACGAGGUGUUGUGUAUAUAUAUAUUUGGGUGGUCGGCCGGCUCAUUGUUGUGAACGGGAGUUUGCUUAGUUUGCACACGAAGCAAAGUUUUCUGCUGAAAGAGCUCAUCUGUUUUGUUAGCUGGUAGCUGGUUCGAUUCUACGCCUGCCAGCUUGCCGUGAGAAAGGAUUUUCCUGAGAGAAACCCUCCCGUGUGGGAUUUUUUUUUUCUUUUUACUUAUUUUAUCUCACACCCGUCUCAGCGACUUUGUUUUCGAGUGUAUGGUCUUGCACCGGCGGAACAUUAGCCGCAGUUGUUUUGCUAAUUUCGUAUCACGGCUCGUUGGAAACUCGGUUUCGAGCGAUUCUCAUGGUCACGGGAGAGACGUUCCCGCAGCUACAGACAGGCUUUUCUGGGAGCUGGGACCACCAAAUGGGACUGCAGGAAUUUCCAGCAUCUCCACAGAGCAUUUAGGCACCGCACCGAGGCCACUCGGCCGAGCAAGGGUGGUGGCAGACGGGACUCCAUCGCAGGGCCAGCGUGUCUUUUACAUCGGAAUACGGAUUGUUUACACAUUUCAUAUCGGCGGAAACCUGCGGACGUGGAUGCAAAGGAGUCACACAAGGAGUCCCUACAUGCACGACAACUUGUGCCAGCUGGAGCAGUGUAUUUAUUGUUGUUGCCAUAAUAUUGUUAAUAGCCGGGGCUGGAUGUAAUCUGACUGGACAGCUUCAUACUACCGAGGCCCCGAUUCAUUUGUAAAGUCUGCACUGUGUUUCCGUGCUGCUAUUUGAUUUUAACAAGGACACAUAGUGCAGGUAGGAUUUUUCCUUGCUUCAUCCAGUGUUUGCAACAACACAACACUGUCCUUCGAGUUGAUUCAAAAGCACCGUGCUCAAAAUCCUACUAAAGACGAAUGCCAGGCAAAGACGCUCCAGGAAACUGCCUCACCACACUCUGGAAAAUGUUAAUAGGAUAUAAUUUGCUGCAAAUCUAGAACAGGAAGCCCAAUGAGUGACACACAGUCCAGCUUCACUGACAGGUUUCCCAAGAAAGCAAACAGAACCAGCAGCAUUCUCAGUAAAGACCACCCGCCAGACAAGAAACCCAAAAGUGACAAAAGUUCACUUCCCUCCAAUGAGUUUGACCCUACAGAAGCUCUGGUGGUGCAGAAGAGUGGCAGCAGCAGUGUGCUAGCAGAGGGGAAGCCUGAGUCCUGUGGUCUGGUCCAGCGAUGUGUGAUCAUCCAGAAAGAUGAAAAUGGCUUUGGGCUCACUGUCAGCGGCGACAACCCAGUGUUUGUGCAGCUUGUCAAAGAAGAUGGGGCUGCUCAGCGGGCCGGUGUUCAGACAGGAGACAGGAUCAUCAAGGUUAACGGGACCCUUGUUACACAUUCUAAUCACAUAGAGGUGGUGAAACUCAUCAAAUCGGGCUCCUAUGUGGCCCUCACAGUGUUGGGGCGUCCUCCGGGGCUCGCCCAGAUCCCUUUGCCUGAAGCAGAGCCUGAAAUGUUGGGCGUUAGCUUAUCCUCACCAAACUCCCCAGCUACAGAACGCCCCUACAGUCCUCAGGACCGCCUCUCUGCUACACAGUCACCAUGGGAUGAAAAUAGUAUUGUCUGCAACCAGAAGGCUGACAUCUUACAAAGGAUGCUCUCAAAAGAGCAGCAGGAGCUGCAGGCAAUGAAGGAGGAGUACAGCAGGAAUCCCUCCCCCAAACUACUGAAAGACAUCCAGGAAGCUAAAAAACACAUUCCUCAGCUGCAGGGUCAGCUCUUCAAGGCCACAGGGACAACACAGGAUGCUGUUCUCGGUGGUGAUGCAGAUGAUGGUAGCAUGUUUGAGACAGAGCGCACACUGGCUUCUAAAGGGGACAACAGCUCAGACCUGUCCUGGAGCAGCACUCCUCUAUCUCGCACAUUCGGGCCUGGAUCUCCAGACAGCCUGUGUCAAAGGGAGUCAUCCUUCCCCAGCCCAAAGAGCACACCAAGGAACAGCUACAACUCCUGCCACUCCCCAGAGACAGAGGACGUCACGGACCUGGACUCUCUGUCUCCGACCACAGUCAGCAGUCCCUCCUCCUCUCGCCUUGUCUCGCAAAUCAUUGGCGCUGAAGACGACUAUUUUGAUUCGGAUCAAGAGCAGACAAAUGGCCAGUGUAACAGCUUUAACAGUAUUGAGCAGCUCAAAUCUCGCCCCGCCCACCUCGCUGCCUUUCUGCAUCAUGUCAUAUCUCAGUUCGACCCCGCUCCUGUGCUGUGCUACCUCUAUGCUGACCUCUACAAGCAGACCAACUCCAAAGAGACCAGACGGGUGUUCAUGGACCUCCACUCCUUCUUCAUUGACCGGGGAGCAAAUUUAAAAGUCCCUGUUCCUGAAUCGGUGUCCUCUGAUCUUGACCGGCGGCGGACGGAGCUGAUCCCAGAGGAAAUAAACAGACAACAUGUUCAAACGCUGCAGGACUCUCUGCUUCCCGACAUCCAGAAAAAUCUUGAGGAUUUCAGGCAGAAGCGCAGUAUGGGCCUCACCGUGGCUGAAGUAGAGCUUUCCAGGUUGGACCAGGAGAGAAUCAGAGACCGUGUCACUCUGGAGCGAGAGCGAUCGUACGCUGAAAACAUCAUCAUCAAGAUAGACGACGUCUUGUUAACUACUCAGACCACAGAGGAAGAGAAAUGCACUACAAUGCAGUAUGUCAUCUAUACAUACAUGAAGCACCUUGGUGUGAGGGUCAAGGAACCUCGCAGUCUGGAAGCCAAACGAGUCCGAAUCAGCUUCCUUCCCAAGAUCAAGAAAAGCAUCAAGACAGAAAAAGAAGGAGAGGAGAAAGUGAAAAAGCCCAGAUUUCCGAGUAUCCUUGGACCUCAGCGUCGACCCAGCCGCAUUGAAGCAGCAUCAGUGGGCAAAGCUCUGGACGGCCGACCCCGGCCUCAGAAACAGCUGUCUCAGCCCACACUCGGGGCGAGCGACCAUAUGGAGGCUGGUCGUCUGAGAGGCAGCCAGUCAAGCGAGGGCUCUGAACUCACACACUCCAUGUCUGUCAACACCUCAUCUCCAAACAGCGCCACCUACAGCUCAGACACCAGUCGAGACGCUGAUAUUGGUGGCACGCCGACUUCAGGCACCCCCAGACUGAGUGACGGCCUUCAGUCUGACCCUCUGGAUGGGUUACCGUAUCCUGCUUCGCACUUUGACCUUUAUAGCCUGGACCAACUUCAAGAGGAUGACAGAGAAAGCGACAGAGCUCACGAGGGAACACCAAAGGCCAUAAGAAGGCUGGAGGGAAUGGGCGCUGCUGAUGUCCAUAGCGAGGACGACCAAGGGACAGACUCCGAGCACGAUCCACCAAACUGGCAGCAGCUGGUGGGACGAGAGGUUUUAGCAGGUCUCAGACCUCAUGAAAUCAAGAGACAGGAAGUCAUCAAUGAGCUGUUUUACACGGAGCGUACACAUGUGCGAAUGCUCCGAGUACUGGACCAUCUUUUCUACCAGAGGCUCACUAAAGAGGGCAUCCUGCCUGCUGCAGACAUUAAGAACAUCUUCACCAACCUGGAAGAGAUUGUGCAGCUGCAUGUUUCAAUACUUGAGCAAAUGGUGGCGGUGCGGAAGAGAAAUGAGUCUUCAGUAAUUGAUCAGAUAGGAGAUGACUUGCUCUCCUGGUUCAGCGGCGGAGAGGAGGAGAAGAUCAAGCAGGCGGUCGGCACGUUCUGCAGCAACCAGCCUUUUGCUUUGGAGAUCAUCAAGACCAAGCAGAAGAAGGACUCCAGGUUCACAUCAUUCAUCCAGGAGGCAGAGAGCAACAGACUGUGUCGCCGACUGCAGCUUAAGGACAUCAUUCCUGUAGAGAUGCUGCGGCUCACAAAGUACCCCCUGCUACUCGACAACAUCGUCAAGUACACAGACAACACAGUGGAGAAAGACAAAGUCAAGCAGGCGGCAGACUGCUGCAGAAACAUUCUCAGUCACGUCAACCAGGCUGUGAAGGAAUCUGAGGACAAGCAGAGGUUGGAGGACUAUCAGAGAAGAUUGGACCUCUCCUCUCUAAAGCAGACGGACAACCCCAUGAUCCAGGAGCUAAAGAAUCUGGAUCUAACCAAGAGAUCAAUGGUGCACGAAGGUCCGCUUUCAUGGAAAGUGAACAAGGACAAAACUAUUGAGCUGUACACUCUGCUCCUGGAGGACAUCCUGGUCCUGUUGCAGAAACAGGACGAGCGCCUCAUCCUGAAGUGUCACAGCAAGAACUUGGCCGGCACUGCGGACACAAAGCACAUCUUCAGCCCCAUCAUCAAGCUCAACACUGUGCUGGUGCGCUCUGUGGCCACAGACAACAAGUCCUUCUUCGUUCUGUCCAUGUCCGAGAACGGAGCUCAGAUCUACGAGCUAAUGGCCCCAACAGUCUCAGAUCAGAGGACGUGGCAGCGACUGAUCACCCAGAGAGCCGAUACCAUGAAAGUGAAGCCUCACAGCGUCAUACCGUUACCUCAGACUGAUGGAGACAGAGACGGCGUGGAGAUGAUCACAGCAGGUGUUUCCAGGCUGAGUCGAGACCCGGAUCGCACGUCCACCGGAAGCACCCAGUCCACAGAUAAAGAGAGCAGUCCAGCCUCCAGAGGAGCGCUGCAGUCUUCAGUGCCUGGUGGUAAUCCAUUUGAAGAAGUGAAGGCCGAGGAAGAGGAGGAGGAGGAGGAAGGCUUCGUGGACCCGGAGCUUCCUUAUCAAGCUGCCGAGGACAUUCGAGGAGGAGACUCAUUCAACGUGUUUCCCUCCAGGGCCGACGAGGCCCUGAAAACACUGGCGGCGCUGAAGCAGGUGCUGGUGACCCAGCUGAUGUCCCAGGAGGCGGCGGAACAGAGCAAGCGCUCCACGGGGGCCCGCCUCCUCAGGACCACCUCGCUGCGGACCCCCAUCGACAGCCGGGCCCGGGUGAUGGUCCACAACGGCUCCGAGAAGACCAGCUCCCAGACGGAGGACCUGACUCAGGACCUGGGCUCAGGAGACACCGGCUUCUUCGACUCCCCAGAGGAUUAUGCGGGAUAUCUGGUCCUGGAGGGCUACGGCGGUCCGGGCGAGAGCAGCACAGACGAUGACAUCUUGGCAGCGGCCACGGGGAAGCAGCUGAGCGCCUCCAAGGGCUGCGCCGCCGACUCGGGCAUCAAUCUGCGGUUCUCCUCCACCUCGCAGGCCGGCAGCCUCUCGUCUUUCAGCAGACAGGUCCUGUGCCAUCUCCGCAGUCUUCAGGCCAACCUCAACUAUCUGAAGGACGUUGAGGCCAAGUACAAUAAUCUAAUACGCCAAAGGCCGGAGAGGUCAGCAGCAGACGCGGAGGGAAACAAAGAGAAGAGAUAGUGGGAGAGUCUCCGGUCCCAAAGAGGACGCACCGAGCGGCAGUCUGCUCCUCCUCCUCCUGUCCUGGACUUUUUUCUGGACGUCCUAUAAGCUUGUCCUCUCACUGCUGAGCCCCGCUGUCGUUACUUUUCCUCCACCGCCGUCGCCACAGACAACAAGAGACUUGAAGUGUGAGAUGAAAACGUUUGGCGGGAGGAGCCGCCGCUGGGACGCCGCAUCCGCUCCACCCUCCUCAGCACAAGGCAAUCAGGGAAGUGGGAUUGCCCCCAGAACCUCGCCCUCCGCCCCCUCCCUCCUCCUCCUCCUCCUCCAUUUAACACUCCCACCCCCCUCCGAACUCCCUGCAAGAAAGAGAACUUAUACCAAAAUGUACAAAGAUGUGUGUUUAGAAUAUAUAUAUGAAACACAAAACAAGAAAAGGAAAAUUUUAAGAUAAUGUAUUAAGAUUUUUUUUAUCCCAAGAUGUAUUUAUUUUCUUUCUUUUUCAUUUUUUUUUUUUUAAGUGUUUCCCACAUUGCUUGCAUGCUUUUUUUUUUUCCUUCUUUGGCCAUGGCGUUACCUUUUUUUGUUUUUGUUUUUUUUUUUUUGGCUGCUUGAUUCACACGGGUUGAGUGUGAGCGUUGAGUGACCACGAGCAUACGAGCACCCUGUGACGAAAAGGCAGGACUAUACUCAGACUGAUAGAGGCCAGAGUUGCACUGGUGGUGAAUAGAUCUCCUUGUGUUCAAAACCAACAAAUAAAGAAACCUCUUGAGUUGUGUUCAAGUCUAGAAUUUGCCAUGAAUUCUAGGUGUGGUGUAAACUAGAAUGAAGAGUCGCUCGGCUCUGAUCUGGUCCUGUUGCAUUUCUGAUCUGACUCCUUUUGUCCUCGUCCUGCUCUUCCUCGCUAUGAGGGACUACUUUCUUUCUUCUUCUUCUUCUUCUUUUUUUUUUUUUUUUGCUUGUGACUCUCGCUCCCUCCCCUUUUCUCUCUCCUGUGAACAUGUAUGGGUGUCAUCCCUCCGCUCCUCCCUCGCAGCCCAGUGGAUUUCCAUGCUUAUUUAUCCCCUCCUGCACUCUAUAUGCCAUGCUUCCUGCUCUGCCUCUGGGUAUCUGUCGU